GUACUUGUUAAAUGUGGUUUAGACUAUUAGAAUCCUUGAAUGUUCAUUGGAACCGAAGUACGUAACGUGGCUUGAGCCCGCCCAUUUAUUGGAAAGGGCGUUUGACACGUUCCCUCAACGCUUCUCUCUUCCCCUCUACUUAUACCCCAAUACCCCGCGAUUCUGCAUAAUCACAAACUUUGGCCUCCAAGCUUCGGGAAUGUUCUUCCGACGUUCAACAUCCCGAGCGUUGUCAACCCCACCAGAGGAGGGUAACGUUAACCCUGACAGUACCACAAACAGCUCGAAUGAGAAACGGGUCCACCUGAAAGGAACUCAAGCUGAGGAUCUUGACACUACGAUGACAACCAUUACUAGCCCACCGACAGCACCGACGACACCGAAUAAGAGACGAACCUCUCUUGAGACUCUUGUUACCAAAAUACGGCUGCCUCGAAGCCCAAAUCGAGAUGAAACCCACAAACAUAGUCCCAAAAACCAACGAAUAGAAUCGACUUCUGGUGAAGAACCCAUAUCUCAUCCAGGGCUAUCUGAAUCCCUCGCGUCACCUCAGAAGGCAAGCAUCAUCCAUAGGGAUACAUUUAUGUGUUCUGGAGGGGUGAAUUUGGCCAGGCUGUUGGGUAUGACGAGGCAAACGAUCUUGGAGAGAGCCGAAGAGGCUGGAGCGAACUGUCUGGUUGAAGAAAAGUGGAAAUGUGUUAUCACUGGACCUCGUCGUCCCCGAGGAGCAUACAAAGUUCAUAUUCACUAUUCAGCUUUCGCUGCCAAAUCAAAGGAAUCCGAUCCUCAUAAACCUGUUGCUUUGGACAAUGCACAGGGUGUACCCGGCCUAAUGACUAUACUCGAACGACAAGAAUGAACAAGUCCCCUCUGGUUGGUAUUGAAUUUUGUUCGGACGUUUCUUCGCGUCAGGUCACCCCGAUGUUCCAGCAUAAAAUUCGACUUCGUUUGGUUCGCGUGGGCUCAUGAUUAGUUCUACUUACAGCGCUAGUUUACGUUUUUGCUUCUUACCGAGCUGUACAACUAUCUUCUCUUUUGUAUCACCACUCCACCCACCUUCCUUUACUUCAUAGUCUACAAUACGAACUCGACGAGAUACGAUGAUAUGUAGUGUAAUUUAAGUUUAGUUUCGUUUGAAUUGAAAAUGCGGACAUGGAGUCGAUUUAGCUCUACAUAAACUCCA
Marasmius oreades (fairy-ring Marasmius) is the source of this 1183-nucleotide messenger RNA. RefSeq lists its product as uncharacterized. Bases 200 to 859 code for a protein of 219 amino acids. The record is from RefSeq and is a predicted model, not a curated record. NCBI's taxonomy places the organism in Eukaryota, Fungi, Basidiomycota, Agaricomycetes, Agaricales, Marasmiaceae. The transcript has 3 exons.